Trifolium pratense (red clover) is the source of this 1901-nucleotide messenger RNA. Its product is annotated as heat shock cognate 70 kDa protein-like. The transcript has 2 exons. Gene Ontology annotation, molecular function: heat shock protein binding; ATP binding; ATP-dependent protein folding chaperone. Bases 1 to 1857 code for a protein of 618 amino acids. Gene Ontology annotation, biological process: protein refolding; cellular response to unfolded protein. Gene Ontology annotation, cellular component: cytoplasm. Lineage: Eukaryota; Viridiplantae; Streptophyta; Magnoliopsida; Fabales; Fabaceae. The record is from RefSeq and is a predicted model, not a curated record.
AUGGCAAGAAAACACGAAGGUCGUGCCGUGGGAAUAGACCUUGGAACCACAUACUCUUGUGUUGCAGUGUGGCAGGAGCAACACAGUAGAGUGGAGAUAAUCCAUAAUGAUCAAGGAAACAGGACCACUCCUUCAUUUGUUGCUUUUACCGAUGAUCAAAGGUUGAUUGGUGAUGCUGCUAAGAAUCAAACUUCCGCCAACCCCGGAAACACCGUCUUUGAUGCUAAGAGAUUAAUUGGUAGGAAAUUUAGUGAUCCUCUUGUUCAGAAAGAUAUAAUGUUGUGGCCAUUCAAGGUCGUUGCCGGUGUAAAUGACAAACCUAUGAUUACCCUCAAGUAUAAGGGUCAAGAGAAGCAAUUUUGUGCUGAGGAAAUAUCAUCUAUGAUCCUUACAAAGAUGCGAGAAGUUGCUGAGGCAUAUCUGCAGUCUCCUGUCAAGAAUGCUGUUGUUACUGUGCCAGCUUACUUCAAUGAUGCUCAGCGAAAAGCCACUAUUGAUGCCGGUGCCAUUGCUGGCAUUAAUGUCAUUCGGAUAAUCAAUGAACCUACUGCUGCUGCUAUUGCUUAUGGUCUUGAUAAGAGAAGUGACUGUGAUAGUAAACGGAAUAUUUUUGUCUUUGACCUUGGUGGUGGUACUUUUGAUGUAUCUAUUCUCACUAUUAAAGGUGAUGUCAUUGAAGUAAAAGCCAUUGCUGGAAACACUCACCUAGGGGGAGAAGACUUUGAUAAUAGAAUGGUGAACUACUUUGUAGAAGAGUUUAAAAAGAAGAAUAAAUUGGAUAUUAGUGGUAACACAAGAGCCUUAAGGAGGUUAAGAACUACUUGUGAAAGGGCAAAAAGGAUACUCUCCUUUGCUUUUGUAACCACAGUUGAGGUAGAAUCUUUAUUUAAUGGAAUUGACUUCUUUUCAUCAAUAACUCGUGCCAAGUUUGAGGAAAUUAAUAUGGACCUUUUCAAUGAGUGUAUGAGAACUGUCGAGAGUUGUCUUAGUGAUUCAAAGAUAUACAAGAGUGAUAUUGAUGAAGUUGUUCUUGUUGGCGGUUCGUCUAGGAUUCCCAAAGUGCAGGAUCUAUUGCUAGAAUUUUUCAAGGGGAAGGAUUUGUGCAAGAGUAUCAAUUUGGAUGAGGCUGUUGCUUAUGGUGCGGCUGUUCAAGCUGCUAUUUUGAGUGAAGGGUUUAAGAAUGUACCAAACUUGGUGGUGCGAGAUGUUACCCCAUUGUCACUUGGUAUUGCAGUAAAUCUUGAAGAUAUCAUGGAUGUGGUGAUUCCUAGAAACACUUCCGUACCUGUCAAGAAGACCAAACAAUAUUCUACCGGUAAAGAUGGUUGCGUUGUCUCGAUUAAGGUUUAUGAAGGCGAGAGAGCAAGAGCCACAGACAACAAUCUGCUUGGUAGGUUCAGCCUUUCUUGUCUUCCAAGUGCUCCUCGAGGCCAGCCCUUGAAAGUUUGCUUUACCAUCGAUGAAAAUGGUACCCUAACAGUUUCUGCUAAGGAAAUAUCUACAGGAAAUAUGAACGAGAUUACCAUAACCAAUGACAAAGAAAGGUUGUCAACAUUCGAAAUUAAAAAAAUGAUUGAAGAAGCUGAGAGAUACCACGUGGAAGAUAAGAAAUUUUUAAGGAAGGCUGAAGUAAUAAGUGCAUUGGAUUCUUGUAUUUACAAUAUUAAUAAUGCUUUAAAGAAGAAUGAUGUUUAUUCAAUGCUCACCUCUCAAGAAAGUGCAAAGAUCAACAAUGCAAUUAUUGUUGGCAUGAAUUUGCUUGAUAAGAAUAACCAACAGAAAGAAAUUGAUGUUCUUGAGGGUCAUCUGAAGCUGCUGGAUAGCAUAUUUGAAAACCUUAAAGCCAAGACCGGCUAGUUUUAUUUUUCUUUAUUUAGAUUUCAAGUGAUGUCUUUCUUUUG